CGAAACAUGAUAUUUGUCUGGGCUGUAACGAAACAUGAUAUUUGGUGUGUGACCCACUAUUUAAUGCAUUGUUUGAUACUAGUCUGGUAGUUAUAGAUAUUAUUUAUUUGAAUUCUGGAUAUUUGUUGACGCCUAUGUAUUCUAACAGUUUGUGGUCAAGAAUGGAUAAUAACAUGCCUCAUACCAUUAACUCGCAGCUCAUAAGACGUUGGAUCUAGAAGACGAGGAAGCGAGGAAGAACAUCUUUUAUCGCACUAAGGAUGAGUGUUUUGAUUUCUAUAAGCGCUACGCUCACAAAAAAGGGUUUGGUGUUCGAAUAGAUGGGGAACACAUAAGAAAGAUCAAGAAUUCUAAAGGAGUGGUGGAGAAAAAUUAUGCAUACCUUUAUUACUUUUGUAAUAAGGAAGGCUGGACUUCCACAAGCAAAGUCAAUAUGGAUAAUCAGAUACAGUCGGAAGACAAGGUGGAGGAGAGAAUGGUUUGCAAAAGAAAGAGGCCUCGAGUUAGGGAUGGAUGUCCCGCCCGUGUUCGUUUUGGAUGGGAUGCUGCUAGGGAGGGAUUUGUGGUGUAUGAAUUCGUAGAAGCCCGCAGUCAUGGUUUGCACUCUACCGAGCAUAUGCACUUGCACAAGUCGAACAAGUGCAUGAGUGAUGCUCAGAAAAAGAUGGCUCAAGCUAAUCGCGAUGCCGGGAUGAGUCUUAGUGCGUCGUAUCAGUUAUUGGCUGAUUGUGCUGGUGGGUAUCAAAAUCUGAGAUUUACCAAAUCCGAUCAGAAGAACCACUUGAACACUAAAAGGCAAAGGACAAUGGCUCGUGGUGAAGCGACUUAUUUGCUGGACUACUUUGAGGACCAAAAGGACAAGCAUCCUGGAUUCUUUUAUGCUGUAGAGGUGGAUUCCGAAGAGAAAGUUGCUAAUAUAUUUUGGGUGGACAGUAGGAUGCGUGAAGAUUAUGCGCUUUUUGGAGAUUCGGUCUCCUUUGAUACCACCUUCCGAACCAAUAAAUACUUCUGUCCACUGGGGAUGUUUGUAGGUUUCAAUCACCACCGCCAAACUUGUGUGUUUGGUGCUUGUUUGAUGUAUGACGAGACUACUCCGUCGUUUGAAUGGUUGUUUGUUGCAUUUAGUCGAUGCAUGAAGAAUAAGCUUUCAAUCACUAUAUUUACUGAUCAGGAUGCAGCCAUGGCAGCUGCCCUUAGAAAUGAGUGGCCUACUGUGUUUCAUGCCCUCUGUACUUGGCACAUCCUCAUGAAUGCCAAGAAGCAUCUUCGCAAGGACAAGGCAUUUUGGAAGAAGUUCCAACAUCAUAUUUCUUUUAUUUUCUAUGACGUCGACAGCGAGGAAGAGUUCGACAUGGCAUGGAGCACCAUGGUUUCUGAUUGUUUCCCAAAUAGCGACAUUGCGGAUGGCCAUCAAUGGUUGGAACGUUUGAAGAAAUUCCGUCAUCGAUGGUGUUCUUUAUGGUUGAGAGAUCAAUUCACAGCCGGGAUGUUGACUACGCAAGCUAGUGAGUCGUGCAAUGCACAAGUGCGACUUUUCUUGAAGCCGAGGCAUGAUUUGGACUUGUUUUUCAUUCACUUUAGCAGUUUGUUGGCUGACAAAAGACGCAAGGAGACAGAGUCAGAGUACAAUGCAAAACAAUCGAUUCCUUAUAUAAUGUUGGAGAAUAGCCCGAUCCUCCAACAUGCGGCAAAGAUCUUUACUCCUAACAUUUUCGAAAGGAUACAGAAGCAGUAUUUGGUGGCUGAAUCCUAUAUAAUAAAGAAGCUCUCGGAUAAUAGGGAUGAUGGCAUGAUUGGCUACCUCAUAUAUAUGAUGGAGGAUGGUGAGCGUAGUGAUGAGCGUGUCGUCCUCGUCGAUAUUUAUACGACGACCUUGGUAUGCGAAUGCAGAAUGUUCAGAACUUUAGGAGUGUUAUGCCGCCACAUGAUUAAGGUGAUGUGGCUUCUUGGAGAUUUUGGGGAAGUAAGUAUGAGAAGUAUUCCGGAUCAUUACAUACUCAAGCGAUGGACGUUGGAGGCGAGAGGGAGAGAAGUUGUUGAUGUCGAUGGUUCUGUUGGUCCUUCAGCUCCCAAUGAGAAUGAUGCGGGAAAAGGUAUAGCAAUGCGGUACCGGGAAACCACUGCAAUGUUGAAUCAGCUAGCAAUGAAUAUGUCGAUGGCCGAUGAGAAGGACUACAAUAAGUGGAUGGGAGUACUCAAGAAAGUGUGCAAUGAGGCAAACAAGGCAUUGUCAAAGACUAUAACUAGCGAGGACAGACGAUCUGUACUGAUAACUGGGCUGACUUUGAAGGAGAAGAGUAAUCCAAGGAGUCACGGUAAGGAACGUUACCAGUCUACGAAUGAAAAGGAACGUCGUCGAAAGAAACGUGAAUAUAGGAAGAGAAUGAAAUCCAUUGAAGUGGUCACGCCGGACGACACUGCUCACUCGGAUGGCCAUCUUAGUGAUUUGGAUGAUAAUAUUGCUCAAUGGUUAUGAAUAGAAUGUAGGGUGGUUUGAGAGUGGUCUACUGUGAUAUCAAAUUGACAUGUGAUUCCAGGAUACGUUUUUGUUUUGCAGUGGAUAUUAAUACAAUUUCUUAGGAUAC
This is a messenger RNA of Linum trigynum, 2585 nucleotides long. Lineage: Eukaryota; Viridiplantae; Streptophyta; Magnoliopsida; Malpighiales; Linaceae. The record is from the annotation of a GenBank genome assembly.